Messenger RNA from Caenorhabditis sp. 36 PRJEB53466, 726 nucleotides. NCBI's taxonomy places the organism in Eukaryota, Metazoa, Nematoda, Chromadorea, Rhabditida, Rhabditidae. The record is from the annotation of a GenBank genome assembly.
AUGGAGAUCAAGAAGGUUAAUUUGACAGACUACAAAGAACAAAUUUAUCAAAUUCGGCAAAAAGUGAGUAUUGUCAGUUUAUGAUUUUCUUUUGACAGAAAGGUUUAGGUGUUUAUCGAGGAGCAGGGAUGCCCGGAGCACACGGAGUGGUCGGAAGAAGAAGAGGAGAAUUCGGUGUACUUUCUCUGCUUGGAAGACUCGAAAGCGGUCGCAUGCAUUCGAAUUCGAAAAAUGGGCAAAGGACUGCUGAAACUGGAGAGAGUGGCGGUGCUCAAAGAAUGGAGACAGAGGGGAAUCGCUUCGGAACUCGUCAGACAAGCCAUUCGGGAGUUCCAGUCCACUGCUCCCAACUGCUCGUUGUACGCAUUCGCUCAGUCUGCUCACAUCGAAACUUACUUGGCUCUAGGCUUCGCAGUGCUUUCAGAGGAAUGGCUGGACGAAAGAAGCGGGCAGAUGCACCAUACAAUCUUCUGGUCGACGCCCCAAUCCCGGGAAGUGUUCCUCAACAAUGCGUGAGUCGAUUAUCUUCUUCGCUUUUCGAUUUCACCCUCUUCUCCAGGAAUCUAUCAAACUCUGCAAACUGUGCAAAAUGGGAUAUUCAUCAUCCGAGCGUUAUUCGAAGGAUCCGAAGUCUCUGAGCUCCGAGAAUGUUUGCUCAACGUCCGGUCGCCGCUGGCAUUUCAUUUCCUGUUUUUGCAGUAUUCAAAUAAAGAAGACAAUACUUAG